AUGAAACUUUUCGAAAGUAACCAUCAUUUUGAUUAUUCGUGGGAGCAGGUGACUGCGGCCAAUUGGCAAAAGUACCCCAAUGAGCUUUCGACUCACGUGGUUUCGGUCGACAUUUUGGACCGGUCCAUCGAUACCGAAAAGAAGAUUUUACGCACAGAACGACUUAUAGGUUGCAAACAGGCAAUUCCAAGAUGGCUCUCAUGCAUAAUUGGUGGACAGGACUUGUCGUAUGUGCGGGAAGUCAGUGAAGUGGACUUGCAGAACAAAACGUUGGUGAUGAAGUCCCACAAUAUGACGAUGAGCCAUUUAUUAUUGGUUAAUGAAACUGUAACGUACCGUCCCGACCCCGAAUGUCCCGACAGCCGAACCACCUUCACCCAGGCUGCGGAGAUCACAGCAUAUGCAUCGAUCCGCCGAUUAUGUGAACGCAUAGAAGAUUGGUCGGUGGAAAGAUUCGGACAGAAUGCCAAGCGAGGGAAAGCAGGGUUCGAGAGUGUUCUCAAGUUGUUGCUGGAGAAAUUGGACGAGUCUGAAGUAUUCGUUUCUGACGUGAGUCAAACAUUGAUGAAGGAUAUCAAUAACGUUGGGGAGAAGACCAGCGGGGUGUUGAACGAGGUGAGAAAGUUGAAAUUGUUUCUGGAAGAAACCAAAUAG
Meyerozyma guilliermondii ATCC 6260 is the source of this 654-nucleotide messenger RNA. RefSeq lists its product as uncharacterized. Gene Ontology annotation, cellular component: mitochondrial intermembrane space. Gene Ontology annotation, molecular function: phosphatidic acid transfer activity. The coding region runs from base 1 to 654 and encodes 217 amino acids. The record is from RefSeq and is a predicted model, not a curated record. The transcript has a single exon. Lineage: Eukaryota; Fungi; Ascomycota; Pichiomycetes; Serinales; Debaryomycetaceae. Gene Ontology annotation, biological process: phospholipid transport.